Molecule: messenger RNA, 1880 nt
Organism: Dioscorea cayenensis subsp. rotundata (Guinea yam)
Lineage: Eukaryota; Viridiplantae; Streptophyta; Magnoliopsida; Dioscoreales; Dioscoreaceae
Product: 3-isopropylmalate dehydratase large subunit, chloroplastic
Biological process (GO): amino acid biosynthetic process
Molecular function (GO): 3-isopropylmalate dehydratase activity; 4 iron, 4 sulfur cluster binding
Source: RefSeq, a predicted model, not a curated record
CGCAGCCGCCAAUACAAAACACGACUCUUUGGCUUUUUCUCUCUCGCUCUCUCUCGGCUUCUCGUGCUCACCUUCGCCGCCUCCAGCCUCCUUCGAUCCCGAUUCGCCGCCGUCGAGGGUUUCUCGCCGUCUCCGACCUAUUUCAACGCCAAAUCUGAGGUGAUCAAGUAAGAGGAUACUACCAGUAUUAAUAAUGGCUACAAUUGCAAUGACGUUGAGUCGUGUACAUUUUGGUGGAAAGAGUGAAUUAGGGGUCUCCUCUUUGUUUUCUCCUUCAACUAUUGCCCACAGAUGUCGGAGACAAGCAUCAAACAAAAUUCAUGCAGUUAUGACGCCCACACAGUCUCAACGUCCUCUGUCAACCACUGGUUCAGUCAAGCAUGGCAUGACUAUGACAGAGAAGAUUUUGUCAAGGGCAUCGGAGCGGUCACAGUUGGAACCAGAUGAGAAUGUAUGGGUAAAUAUUGAUGUCCUGAUGACCCAUGAUGUUUGCGGACCAGGGACAUUUGGAAUUUUCAAGAAAGAGUUCGGUGAGAAUGCUAAGGUUUGGGACCGUGAAAAGAUUGUUAUUAUACCAGAUCAUUACAUAUUUACAAACGAUGAACGUGCAAAUCGUAAUGUUGAUAUCCUCAGAGACUUCUGCAUGGAACAAAAUAUUAAGUACUUUUAUGACAUCAAGGAUCUUGGUAAUUUCAAGGCCAAUCCUGAUUAUAAGGGUGUUUGCCACAUUGCUCUUGCCCAAGAAGGUCAUUGCAGACCUGGGGAGGUUUUGGUUGGCACAGACUCUCACACAUGUAAUGCUGGAGCUUUUGGUCAAUUUGCUACUGGUAUUGGAAAUACAGAUGCUGGUUUUGUCUUGGGCACUGGAAAGCUUCUACUGAAGGUUCCCCCCACUUUGAGGUUCAUACUGGAUGGAGAAAUGCCUGACUAUCUGCUGGCUAAGGAUUUGAUUUUGCAAAUCAUUGGUGAAAUAAGUGUCUCUGGUGCAACAUACAAAUCCAUGGAAUUCAUUGGUUCCACUGUUGAAAGUUUGUCAAUGGAAGAAAGGAUGACAUUGUGUAAUAUGGUUGUUGAAGCGGGAGGCAAAAAUGGGGUUGUCCCUGCAGACCAAACUACUUUCAAUUACCUUAAGGAUAAAACAUCCGUGGAUUUUGAACCUGUAUACAGUGAUGGCAAUGCAAGAUUUCUUCAAGAUUACAAAUUUGAUGUCUCCAAAUUGGAACCGCUGGUUGCGAAGCCACAUUCUCCUGAUAAUCGUGCUCUGGCAAGAGAAUGCAAGGAUGUGAAGAUUGACAGGGUAUAUAUAGGUUCUUGCACUGGUGGAAAAACAGAGGAUUUUCUAGCAGCGGCAAAAGUAUUUCUAGCAUCAGGCAAAAAAGUUAAAGUGCCGACUUUUCUGGUCCCUGCCACUCAAAAGGUUUGGAUGGAUGUAUACAGCCUCCCAGUUCCAGGAUCUGGUGGCAAGACUUGCUCUCAGAUAUUCGAGGAAGCUGGUUGUGAUACUCCAGCCAGUCCUAAUUGUGGAGCUUGUUUGGGUGGUCCUCGAGAUACAUAUGCAAGGAUGAAUGAGCCUAUGGUCUGCGUAUCCACCACCAAUCGCAAUUUCCCCGGCAGAAUGGGGCACAAAGAAGGUCAAAUCUAUCUUGCCUCACCAUACACCGCUGCAGCAUCAGCAAUAUCAGGUUAUGUUACCGACCCAAGAGAGUUCUUGCGUUAGUAAAAAUCUUACUAACCCGGUGUGAUCAAAUUCUGUUUAAAUUUCUCUAAAAGACAUUCUCACCUUAUGUUGUAUCAUCACAUCUUUAUCAGUAAGAACAAAAGCAAAUGCGGUAUGCACUGUGACUACUUAUAAUAAUCUUGAUGUUUGUGAUUUCAUACCA